AUGGACAUAGAUGGUAAUUUAUCAAACAAUGAAAUGCACAACUUUGAGGGAUCCACAUCUUCAUCAGAGUCAAGUGAAGAAGACUUUGAGCUUUCAAAAUUUAUGAUAAUUAAUAUGAUAUGUGAAUAUGAAAGUAAGUUUCUUAAUAAGAUUCCAGUUCGUACAUCUGCACUUACUGGUCGAGAAUUUGUUAAUGAGCUCAUGCAAGGAUCAGGAACUACUUGUUAUGAAUUGUUGCGAAUGGAACGGGCAUGUUUUAUUAGUUUAUGCAAUGAGUUAAGGACUAAAGGUUAUUUGGAGGAUUCAAGAGGCGUGAUGUUGGAAGAGAAGGUUGCAAUGUUCUUAUAUAUUAUAGGCCAUAAUCUUAGACAAAGGGUAGUUUCAGAUCGAUUUCAACAUUCUACUGAAACAAUUUCACGCCACUUUAAGGAAGUGCUAAGAUCAGUAUGUCAAUUGGGAAAAGAGCUUAUAAAACAAGAGACGACAGAGUUGCCUGCACAUGUUAGAAAUAAUCCAAUGUACUAUCCUUGGUUUAAGAAUUGUGUAGGUGCAAUUGAUGGUACACAUAUAAGUGCUUGGGUAUCUUCUGAAAAGCAAGCAUCAUGUAGAGGGAGAAAGACGGUCGUCACACAAAAUGUUAUGUGCAUAUGUGACUUCAAUAUGAUGUUCACUUAUGUUUAUUCAGGAUGGGAAGGUAGUGCGCAUGACGCAAAAGUUUUGCUAGAUGCAAUUACUAAUCCUGAAGCAAAUUUCCCAUGGCCUCCUAGAGGAUCAUUUUAUCUUGUGGACUCGGGAUAUUCUUGCACUGGGGGAUUUCUUCCACCAUACAGAGGAGAAAGAUAUCAUGCUCAAGAAUACCAAGGUAGAGGUCGCCAAGCUAGAAAUGCUAAAGAGCUUUUUAAUUAUAGGCAUUCUUCAUUAAGAAUGACGAUUGAGCGUUGUUUCGGGGUUUUAAAAGCUCGAUUUCCAAUUCUAAAAUUAAUGCCAUCAUACAAGCCUUCAAGACAACGUCUUAUAGUGGUGGCAUGUUGUGCUAUACAUAACUAUAUACGCAAGUGGAGUCGACGUGAUUUGUUGUUUACAGAAUGGGAAAAUAUGAAUCCGGCACAAGUGGAGGAGUUAACUGUAAAUACAAAUUUAGAAAUUCAAAGUUUGCUGGGAAACGCAAAUGUAGAGAGUACAAAUUAUAACUUGGACAACUUGUCAAGAUUAUCUGAUCAGAGUGCAGCAGAGAUGUCAUCAUAUCGUGAUCAAAUUUCUACUAGGAUGUGGUUGACUCAUCACAAUUCUAUGAAUUAG
Molecule: messenger RNA, 1299 nt
Organism: Neltuma alba
Lineage: Eukaryota; Viridiplantae; Streptophyta; Magnoliopsida; Fabales; Fabaceae
Product: protein ALP1-like
Exons: 3
Coding region: 1-1299 (432 amino acids)
Source: RefSeq, a predicted model, not a curated record